This is a messenger RNA of Salvia miltiorrhiza (redroot sage), 952 nucleotides long. Its product is annotated as protein SENESCENCE-ASSOCIATED GENE 21, mitochondrial-like. The transcript has 2 exons. Gene Ontology annotation, biological process: response to stress. The record is from RefSeq and is a predicted model, not a curated record. The coding region runs from base 358 to 654 and encodes 98 amino acids. NCBI's taxonomy places the organism in Eukaryota, Viridiplantae, Streptophyta, Magnoliopsida, Lamiales, Lamiaceae. Gene Ontology annotation, cellular component: mitochondrion.
UCUUCUUGGCAAAGAAAAAGUAGUAAACGUUGACCGGGUGUCAAUGAAGGCGAGAAGAAAGCAGCAGCAAAUUGCGUAAGCUUGAAAUCCUCCCCAUUGACGCGGCCCAAUCAUAAUUUCCGAGUAUAACUCUCCAUUUUUGUUUUUCCUUUUACUUUUUCCCCUCCCAAUAUUUUUCAAACCGCCCCUUUCUCUCACUAUAAAUAUGGCCGCCCUCUCCCUCACUUCUUCAUCCAUUCUCAACCCUAGGGUACCUCCAAACUUUCUACAAACACAGAGGUCCCCUUUUAUAAAAAAAAAAAAAAAUCUGCACCUGCAGCUCCAUUUCCAGAUCUUCUCAUCCAAAAAGGAAAAAAAAUGGCUCGUUCAUUCUCCAACGUUAAAACCGUCUCUUCCUUCAUCGGCAACCAAAUCUCUGCCGCUGUUACCAGGAGGGGAUACUCUGCUGCGUCGCAGUCGCAGGGGUUGGGUAGCACUAGCAGGGCUGCCGGGGCUCCGAACAUGAUGCUGAAGAAAGGAUCCGAGAAGGCCGGGGAGAGUGCAUGGGUGCCCGACCCGGUGACCGGGUGCUACCGGCCGGAAUCGAAUGCGAAGGAGAUGGAUCCGGUGGAGUUGAGGAAGAUGCUUAUCAGGAGCAAGAACAGGGCGAAAUGAACCGCACCGGCCAUGGAAACGGGCUUCCAGAACGUCACCGCGUUCGGCCCGUUGCUGGACCCGGAGCAGUCGGCCAGCUAGGGAGGCGAUAGAUGCAAUGCAUUAGCGCGUAGAAUUUUUUCAAAUUCUAUUUGUUUUAAUUAAUUUGAGCAGAAAUAUAGAGAAAUUGUCCUGCUCAUCUUCUUCGUCGUUUCCUGGUAAUUAUUACUAGUAUUUCCCUGUGUUUAUAUGCUCAGGUGAUCAGACUAUUUAUGUUGCUAUUAUUAUUAUUAUUAAAAUAGAGAUUUUUAUUUGAAUA